GCCCAACUCUCGCGAGAGUUCGCCACAAGGCGGUUGGCCCUCGAGUGUCGUUCUCUCUCUCUUUCUCUGUGUGUGUGUGUCACGUUCUCCUCAGCGCCGGGCCGUUUCAGUUCUUCUUUGGCUUCGCCCUUCGCCUCUCGCCCCGCGGGCCGCUUCCCUUCCCCCGGAAGAACCAUGUCUCGCUACUUGCGGCCGCCCAACACCUCGUUAUUCGUGCGGAACGUGGCCGACGACACCAGGUCUGAAGACUUACGUCGGGAAUUUGGUCGAUAUGGUCCAAUAGUUGAUGUAUAUGUACCCCUGGAUUUCUACACCCGUCGUCCAAGAGGAUUUGCUUAUGUUCAAUUUGAAGAUGUCCGGGAUGCUGAAGAUGCUCUUCAUAAUUUGGACCGGAAAUGGAUUUGUGGUCGCCAAAUAGAAAUCCAAUUUGCUCAAGGAGAUCGGAAAACACCAAACCAAAUGAAAGCCAAGGAAGGAAGAAAUGUGUACAGCUCAUCUCGUUAUGAUGAUUAUGACAGAUACCGACGUUCAAGAAGUCGCAGUUAUGAAAGGCGGUCAAGAAGCCGUUCUUUUGAUUACAACUAUCGCAGAUCUUAUAGUCCUAGAAACAGUAGACCUGCUGGAAGACAUCGCCGUAGCAGAAGUCGUUCAGAUAAUGAUAGGUUCAGACACCGUAACACAUCUUUUUCAAGGUCAAAGUCCAAUUCAAGAUCACGAUCUAAGUCACCAGCCAAAAAAGAAAUGAAGGCUAAAUCACGGUCUAGGUCUACAUCUCGCACUAAAUCUAGAGACAACUCUAAAAUGGAUUCUAAGGCACAUUAUAAGUCCAGCUCAAGAUAUGAAAAAGAAUCAAGGAAAAAUGAAUCAGCUAGAUCCAAAUCUCAGUCAAGAUCGCAGUCUAGAUCUAGAUCAAAAUCCAGAUCCAGAUCAUGGGCUAGUCCCAAAUCCAGUGGCCACUAAACAGUGUACUUUGUUUUUAGGCAUGUAUCAUCUAGAUGAACAAUUGAGUUAUGAUGUUGCAACAUUGCUUUAAAAUAAUUUUGUUAGUUAUCCCUGGAGCAGGCAAUUAUUACUAUUAAAAAAUACAAUACAGAUAAUCUUACACAAUAGAGUCCACUUUGUUAAAUGUCUUGGGCAGCUACUAAGAUUCUUGUGUUUCUAUGUAUAUUUUUGUAAAAAAAAAAAAAGUAUGGUCUUACGCUUCAAAUAUCAAUGGUAUCUUGAUCAUCACGGUUUACACUAUUGCUUAAUUUCUGCUGUAUAGUCAGCAGAUUGAACAGUUUUUCUGUAGUGACUGAGCUAAAAAAACGUCAAGACUCAAAAGGUUGUAAAGGUUUGCUUGUCAUGGACACUUGUGCCAAAAUGCUUGGUUCCUUGAGCAUCUGAAAGACAUUGAAAUGCCAAUAACUUCUGAAGCGAUGGUCUUGAGAAUAAAUUAAAAAAAACAGAAAUUACUCGCAAUGACCUACUGUAGAUUUGUCAAGAUCCAGGUGCUUUUUCCUAAUAUGUUAACCUCCAAAAAUAAAAUACUCAGUUAAAUCAUUAGGUAAAUAUUUGUAUGCAAUGUGACGGGCUUUGAGGUUUAGUGAGCAAAUUCCAUAAGGCUUUUUGCUGUAUUAAAUUAAAAUAAACAAUAAAGAUUGCACGAUGUAUAAACUAAACCUCAACAUGAAAGUCUUUAUAAGUAGUUGGAUUCCCUAUUUAGUGCCCCAGGGUUUCAUUAGCAGUAUUUCUAAAUAGAAGUGACAGUUUUGAGUGUAUACAUCAAUCUAACUUUCUCUUCAGAUCAGGAAGGUUAUUCAAUAUAUGUUGUUUUUGCUUUUGGUAAUAUUUAGACUGGGAAGUUGCCAUGUAUAAUCUCAAAAGUAUUCUCUGGAAGACCAUAAUAUUGUAUUAAGAACAUAGCUUUUCUGUUGGAAGAAUGAAAGUCAGCAUCAAAUUUUAAAGGCCCUCUACUUCUGUUUAGCAGGAAAAAUUAAUAUCAAUGGAACUCUUUGUUUCUGUGGAGAGCUAAUUUCAGAUUUAAAUUCUAGCUAUUCAUAUACAAUAAGCUGCUCAGGAGUAAGGUUGUCUUUUAAAAUGCUGACUUCAAUAAGGAGUGAAUGAUUCUAGAAUCUUUGUAUAUUUGAUAGUCUAAUUUUUGUUUAUUACUAAAAGUUAAUGUCCUGCUAUGCAAUCAUUUAUUGCUUUUUUUAAAGAGUUCUUCCUAAUGUAGUUUAAAACAAAGUGAAAAAUUGUGUUACUGUGCAGCUCUGGUCAGAAAAAACUUGUGGAAAUAAACUUUAUAUUUUCUUUCUUAUAGAGGUUUCCAAAAAAUAUUUUUAUGUGUUUUUUUAAAUAUCAGGUAAUACUUUAAGACAUCGUUAUUUUGAUUAGAAGGACCCUUUUAUAUUUUGCUUGCUGUAAAUCUAGCACACAAACUAAUAAAAAAGGAAGUAGAAACAGAGAAAUUAUCUACUGUAGUUUUAACUAGUGUUUGAUGAUAGAUAUGUUCAUACUUAAAGGAGAAAACCAAUGCUGCUUGUUCAAUACAGGAGCAGUAAUUAUUUCAGAGCUUCAUUAGCCAAUGAGAAAGAAAAGUCUAAAGCAUUUUGUUACACCAGAACAAAUUCUGCCUCAGAAAUUGAGUCCUGGAGCAGUUAUAUAUUUUAUUGGUUUGCGUAACUCCUCAUCUUGCCAGUUAUGAUUCUGAGUAGUGAACUUGAGGGGAAAAAAACCUCAGAACCCCAGAAUAAUACAGUAAUAAAAAGGGGAGAGCUUGCACCAAUUUAUUGGGCAUUAUUUUUUACUAAAUUUGCCUUUUUAACAAAAAAAUUAAAUUCCAUCCAUAAGUGAAAUGAAAUAAUAGGCCAGUGGAAGUUUCCCUCAAUCAGGAAGAUGUUGAAAAUAUAUCAUGUUCUUAAUAACCACGUCAAAUUUUUUACAUCCAGAACAAGUCCAUACGGCUUUGAAAGAACUAUUGCUGGUGCACGUUGUACAAGAUACCUAGGCUGCAAAACAAGUAAAAUUGUUAUAUUUUUUUUAAAUCAUCUCAUUCAAUUUAGGUAGGACAAUAUAGCCAACUAAUGCCUAUUUUUCUAACUUUAAAAAAAGGCUUGGUGGAUCACCUUUUUUUGUACGAGUCAUUCUUCUGCAGCAGAUAUAUUUCAUACUGUAAUCAGUUUAAAGCAAAAUUAAAAUCCAUACAUCCAAUCAAAUUAAAAUAGAUACCUUUAAACAGCACAGCGCUUAUUUGGUUUAACAUAUCCAGUGUACUAUAAUCUAGUAAUAUAUAAAAAACAAAUUGAAUUUGCUCCCAUAGCCAUUAGAUAGGGCUAAUCAUAACCGCCUUAUGCCCAACCGCAAUUAUUUUAGCACACCUGUAGUUUUUAUUUUUAACACAAUUCAUACCUCAAUAUUAAAGCCUCUGCUUUACAAAUAAAAAUUCUUCCAUCUAAAGUUUUGUAUUGAAAGAAACAAAACCAUUGGGUUACUAUCUGCAGCUGUUCAUAUUAAAAAUGUACAUGCUUGCUUUUUCUCUUCAACCUCCUUUCAUGUCUUUUAGAUCUAUGGGCAAGAUACCCCUUAAUGCUUACUAUAUAUGCUUUUUUAGUUUGAAAAGAAUACUAUAAAUAAAGUAGCACGUCAACACACUGUUGGGGAGAAGAGGUUAAGGGUUUUUAUUUAAAAUUUGUUUCAAAUUCAUAUCUAAGUAUAUCAAGCAUAGAAUUUAGUGUAUCAAAAUUACAUCUGGGAUACAAAGAUUUUCAAAUGUCUGGGAUACAUUUGGGACAUAAGAUAAUAUUUUGAGAAAAUUGUCCGAUCUCUUAUUUGGAAAUAUUUUAAAUUUUCUGAUGGUUGCUAUACAUUUUGAAUAUAUAUGUAGCUAAGCUAAAAUGUGCAACAAUAUACAGGCAAAUAUCCCUCACAUUUUUUUUAAAACAUCAUGGCAACUAAAUGUUUCAUUACCAUUGUUGGAAAUUUAGCAACAUUACACAUUUUGUUAUGUAUAAUGUUUUA
Messenger RNA from Thamnophis elegans (Western terrestrial garter snake), 3999 nucleotides. It is a transcript of the gene SRSF10, whose product is annotated as serine and arginine rich splicing factor 10. The record is from RefSeq and is a predicted model, not a curated record. The transcript is spliced from 6 exons. Bases 175 to 960 code for a protein of 261 amino acids. Gene Ontology annotation, molecular function: RNA binding. Lineage: Eukaryota; Metazoa; Chordata; Lepidosauria; Squamata; Natricidae.